Messenger RNA from Episyrphus balteatus (marmalade hoverfly), 842 nucleotides. RefSeq names its product serine protease SP24D-like. NCBI's taxonomy places the organism in Eukaryota, Metazoa, Arthropoda, Insecta, Diptera, Syrphidae. Gene Ontology annotation, molecular function: serine-type endopeptidase activity. The coding region runs from base 33 to 782 and encodes 249 amino acids. Gene Ontology annotation, biological process: proteolysis. The record is from RefSeq and is a predicted model, not a curated record. The transcript is spliced from 2 exons.
CGAACAAAUCACCAGUUAUAGAAUUUAACGAAAUGUUUCAAAAACUAGUUGUAGCCGUUCUUUUGACAAUUGCUCUUGCGGGUGAUUCGUUAGCUGAUAAACAGCGUAUAGUUGGAGGCCAGAAUGCUGUUGCAGGACAAUUUCCUCAUCAAAUUUCUCUUCGCCGUAACAAACAGCACACUUGUGGUGGUUCAAUUAUUUCCAACAAAUACGUUCUAACCGCUGCUCAUUGUGUAGUUCAAAGUGGAAUUACUCCCUACCCAGCCAAUCAAUUCUCAAUUUAUGCUGGAUCAAUUAACCGUGUAUCUGGAGGUGUUGAAGUUGCCGUUGCUAAAAUUAAGGUCCAUGAGAAAUAUGGCAAUUUCUUGAACGAUCUUGCUGUUUUAACUUUGGCUAACAAACUUACGUUUAAUAAGAACAUUGCACCAAUUGCAUUGCAAAACAAGGAAAUUCCACAUGAUGCUAAGGUUUUGAUUUCAGGAUGGGGAAGACUUUCAACUAAUGGAGACAUUCCAAUGCAAUUGCAAUACAACACUUUGAAUGCAGUCAGCGAGAAGAAGUGCUUUACCCUCAAUCCAAGUUUGAAUGAUGAUUCGCUUUUAUGUUUGGCUCACGAGAAAAACAAUGGCGCAUGCAAUGGUGACUCUGGUGGUCCAGCUACUUACCAAGGCAAACUGGUUGGCGUUGCUGGUUUUGUUGUUAUGGGAUGUGGAAGUAGGAAUCCUGAUGGUUAUGCCAAGGUUUCCCAUCAUGUCCAAUGGAUCCAGAAGAAUUCAAUUUAAUAAUGUGUAAAAUGAGUGCUUUCUAGAGAAAUAAAAAGAACUUUUGAGAAAAACCAUAAA